Messenger RNA from Sphaeroforma arctica JP610, 678 nucleotides. RefSeq lists its product as hypothetical. Bases 1 to 678 code for a protein of 225 amino acids. The record is from RefSeq and is a predicted model, not a curated record. The transcript has 5 exons. Lineage: Eukaryota; Ichthyosporea; Ichthyophonida.
AUGAGCACUCUCAACAUGGCUACCUUAAUGGGCCCUAACCUGGGACCACCCUUGAAAGAUUCAAUGAAUGAAGAGAAACGGGGCCAGAUUAUUUCACUGGCCGAGUUCUUGAUCACCCACCACAUGGAGAUUGCGAUGAUCCCCGACGAAUACAUCCAACGUUCAUAUACAUUCAAAGCCAGUAAAAACAAUGGGUCCGUCAUGAGCUCAUUACGGAAGAAGCUAGCGUUCACUGAUCCUCUGGAUGAGAUGUUCAGCGGCACAAAUGAGUACGACAGCGAUAAUAGCAAUAGGAGACCGAGCAUGAUGUCGAUGGGGGCGUCGUCGAUAUCUUCGUCCCUUGCGCUUACCUUGGACCUCGACAAGGUGUCGGUGGCUUUCCUGACACAGGAGCCGGACAGCCGAGCUGUCGUGAGGGUCGAAGUGUCUGCGGCGAAUGAGCACUUCACCAAGUCAAUACUGAUUCGCAAGGACGCCAGCGUCAGUGCACUCAUCCAAUCUGCCCUCAAAGCGACCAACGAGGACUCGGCCGGCUAUGCUCUCUACACAUUAGGAAGCUCAGGCGCGGCCACCGGACAGAUUGCACCCGAUGCUGAUCUCUACGAACUGAUACGAAACGACAUGACCAUCAAACUGUGUGUCAUGGUGCACAUACACCUGAAGCACAGCGACACCUGA